Etheostoma cragini (Arkansas darter) is the source of this 1051-nucleotide messenger RNA. RefSeq names its product salivary glue protein Sgs-3-like. Lineage: Eukaryota; Metazoa; Chordata; Actinopteri; Perciformes; Percidae. The coding region runs from base 178 to 543 and encodes 121 amino acids. The transcript is spliced from 3 exons. The record is from RefSeq and is a predicted model, not a curated record.
UCAGUGUUUGUGGUUGAUUAUAAACUAUUAACUGAACUGAUGUAGCACAUCCUUGAGUAACAAAGGGAGUGUCUUCUUUUUUUACCUGGAACUUGUUUUGAUGCUUUACCACCGCUCUUUCCUCCAGGUCCUCCCCCAGUUGUGCCAGUCUGUGGCAGCAUUGGAACUGAAACAGCAAUGAACAGCUCCACCAGGACCAACUCCUCCGGGUCCAACCUCGGCACCACCAGGUCCAAAUCCCGCACCACCGGGCCCAAAUCCCGUACCACCAGGCCCAAAUCCCACACCACCGGGCCCCACUCCCGCACCACCGGGCCCAAAUCCCGCACCACCAGGCCCUACUCCAGCACCACCGAGUCCAAAUCCCGCACCACCGGGCCUCACUCCUGCUCCACCAGGCCCAAAUCCUGCACCACCCGGCCCAAAUCCCGCACCACCAGGCCCUACUCCUGCCCCACCAGGUCCAAAUCCAACUCCACCAGGCCCAGAUCCUGCUCCACCAGGUCCAAAUCCCACACCAACAGGCCCAUAACCUGUUCCUAAGUUUUAGGAGGUUUGGGACCAGUAACACCAGUUCCUGGGUAUUGACCAGCACCUGGACCAUAACCGCCUCCAUAGCCACCUGGGUAAGGACAGUGGUUUGUUUAAUGCAAAUGUAUUUUUCAAGGUGAGCAAUUUAUAAAAAUGUAAGGUGUGUGACCAGUUAAGGAGGAAAGAAUCAUUUUUUAGUGAAAUGAUGGUGCUUCAACAGAGAAGCUCUGUGACAUUUGUUCAUUUGUGAUUUUUUUUGCCAGCAAGUUGUGUAGAAGAUACACAAGUAUAAGUCUGCUCUGUUUAUUCAUGUUAUUCAAUUAUUCUCAUGGUUAUAUGAUUGCAAAAAACUGGCAAUGAACUUACUUCAUCAAUGCAUUUAUUUAUCCUUGCAUUUGUUAUAAGAAGAAAUAGAAACAGGCCAAUGCAUUUAAACCUAGUAUUGGGUGUCAUGUAAAGCUACAGAUGUAGACAAAUGGAUACCACUGACCUCCAGGUAUGUAGCCUGUUCCAGCUCCCU